Messenger RNA from Chionomys nivalis (European snow vole), 4504 nucleotides. It is a transcript of the gene Vrk3, whose product is annotated as VRK serine/threonine kinase 3. Bases 593 to 1939 code for a protein of 448 amino acids. Gene Ontology annotation, cellular component: nucleus; cytoplasm. Gene Ontology annotation, biological process: peptidyl-serine phosphorylation; signal transduction. The transcript is spliced from 16 exons. The record is from RefSeq and is a predicted model, not a curated record. Gene Ontology annotation, molecular function: protein serine/threonine kinase activity; ATP binding. Lineage: Eukaryota; Metazoa; Chordata; Mammalia; Rodentia; Cricetidae.
UCCGGACUCCAGAGGCUGAGAAUCGGGACUAGGGACGGCAGGGCUGGGCAGUGCUCUGCCCUUUCACUGGCUGCCUCCCUGAAACGUCCGUGAAGAGAGGCCAGCGAGUUGCCAUAGAAACAGUUUGGGGCGAGGCUGACGCAAGGGCCAAGGGAAGAGGAUAGAAGUGAUUGGUAGCUACUCGUAUCUCGUCGUCACUGGCUUCCCAUUAGCAUGUGCGCAGUAGGAGGGAAAAGCUCUAAAGGCCGAAGAAGGGUGACCGAUGAGGAAAUGGAAUAAUUCCUCUUUCGGUUCCGUGCUGCUCAGGCUUCGGGAAAUGGAGUCCCAACGGGGCUUGGGGGCCGAGUUAGAGGAAGUUGGCAGCGCCUGCGCGCCCUCGUCAGGACCAGCGGAGGAUGCGCGCGCAGCACCUUCGCCUCUCCCGGAAGUUUACGCUGGGCAACUGAAAAGGCUGUGGUCACGAUGGAGUUUCCAACUCCGUAAUCCAAGGACUAGACCCUGAGCCCACAAAGUCCAGGACAGUCUGCACAGGCAGUGGUGCUGCAGUAGGCUGGUCCCUCCUGUGUCCACCCACAUGAAAACCUGAUCCAGCAUGAUCUCCUUCUGUCCAGUCUGUGGCAAAGGUGUCAAAGGAUCAUUCAAGUUCUGCCCAUUCUGUGGCAAUUCCCUGCCUGUAGAGGAGCAUGCAGAAGCUCAGACUGGCCUUUCGCCUCCUGGGUCAUCCUUCCAAGGCUCAAAGAGAGGGCUGAACUCCAGCUCUGAAACCUCUCCCAAGAAAGUGAAAUGGUCGCCCACUGCCACUUCUCUUCCACCUUCUGUCCGUCCUGAGUCUGAAGAAUCCUUUAGUUCUCCUGAGAGAGCCACAGGUACCUGGAGCAGACCCCUGACCCCCAGAGGCAGCCCCCAAUCCUCCAGGCAAAGUCCUCAGACACUGAAGCGGAGCCGGAUGACCACCAACCUCCAGGCUUUGCCCACAGGGACAAAACUGACAGACAAGAAAGGGCAGCACUGGACACUGGGGGCCCUCCAGACCCGGGAUGACCAAGGCAUUCUCUAUGAAGCUGAGCCCACUUCUGCCCUCCCCUGUGAAUCAAGGACUGAGAAGUAUAGAUUCUCACUCAAACUGGACUCCAAGGAUGGGCGCCUUUUCAAUGAGCAGAACUUCUUUCAGAGGGCAGCCAAGCCUAUGCAAGUGAACAAGUGGAAGAAGCGAUGCUUGGUUCCGCUCCUGGCCAUCCCCACCUGCGUUGGCUUUGGCAUUUACCAGGACAAGUACAGGUUCCUGGUGUUCCCCAGCCUGGGGAGGAGCCUUCAGUCAGCCCUGGAUGACAACCCAAAGCAUGUGCUAUCAGAGAAAUGUGUGCUGCAGGUGGCCUGCAGGCUGCUGGAUGCUCUAGAGUUCGUCCAUGAAAAUGAGUAUGUUCACGGGAACCUGACGGCUAAGAAUGUCUUUGUGAAUCCCAGGGAUCUAAGCCAGGUGACCCUGAUGGGCUAUGGCUUCACCUUCCGCUACUGCCCGGGUGGCAGACAUGUGACCUACAAAGAAGGCAGCAGGAGCCCCCACGAGGGAGACCUGGAGUUCAUUAGUGUGGACAUUCACAAGGGAUGCGGGCCCUCUCGCCGUAGUGACCUCCAGACCUUGGGCUACUGUAUGCUCAAGUGGCUUUAUGGGUCACUGCCAUGGACAAACUGCCUUCCCAACACCGAGGAGAUCACUAGGCAGAAGCAGAAGUAUCUGGGCAGCCCUGAGCUUUUCGUGGGACUGUAUGGCCGCUGGAACAGGGUCUCAGAGACCCUGCAGGAAUACCUGAAGGUGGUGAUGGCCCUCAAUUAUGAGGAGAAGCCGCCUUAUGCCACGUUGAGGAAUAAUCUAGAAGCCCUGCUGAAGGAUCUGCGGGUGUCACCCUAUGACCCCCUGGACCUCCAGAUGGUGUCUUAGGUGGAAUCCAGGGCUUCUGACUUGCAGUUGAACUCGAACAUGAAGUAGUGUGUCUCCGCUGUUUGAUCUCAUUCGCUCCUGAAAGAACCCUUUGAAUGUGCAUUCUCGCCGCCCCUUUAGGACAUAGGACUCAGCCCCCUCAGUAUCGGGGGACCUGAGUCAUCUCCCAUAAUGUGAAAUGUCCUCAUCCCUCCGCCGUUGUGGAUGGAGGUGACUGGGUGCUGGUGGCAGCAGUGGCCACUCCCUAGGGCCCUCCUGCCAUGGGCAUUCCUGUGAUUCCAUAAUAAACUUUUUAAUCAACACCCAAAGCAUCCAGUGUUCACAGUUGAGGGAGAUCUUUCUCCUGUUCACCCAGCCAAUCCAUCUUUUCCUUAGUAAUUCUAGCUGGUCAGAGUGCUAGUAGAUACAUGAAGCCCCAGGGGCUAAGAGCUGCCUUAGCAUAGCAAGAAAAUGUCAAUCAAACAAAACCUUCCAGCUUGCUCAUUCCUACUUUCGUGAAGUCAGCCGCCCGUCCAGCCAGUGUUACCCUUCUUCAUCUCGCCACCUUCACACAGCUUUCUUUUCAUCCGUCCACACUUGCUUUCAUCAUUCAUCUUCGUGUCUUCCAUCCAUUUGCCUAGUGCUCCAUCCUGCCAGACGGUUUCUCUGUAGGACUCCUCCAACUUUUCUGGGAACUCACUUUAUAGACCAGGCUGGCCUCAAACUCACAGAGGUCUGCCUGCCUCUGCCUCCUGAGGGCUGGGUUUAAAGGCCUGCGCCACUGCCGCCUGGUCCUACCAGUCUGUGUACUCCUUCCACACCUCUCUUCAUCCUCAGCAACCUUCUGCCUGUGCAGGAGGCCAUGGGAUUCAGCAGGUGACAGCUAGUGUUCAGCAGGUUGACCCACCAGACUAUGAUGGGGAGCCCCAAUUGGCAAAGCCAUGGAGUUACAGGCUGUAAAUGACAGAGCUUCUGGCUCUGAUCUCUCAGGUGCCGCAUUCCUUCACCUACAACAGCUGUGGGUGCUUUUGCACUGCCUGUGUGUUUAUCUCACGUAUAAACUCCACCCACUGUGGACACAUUUAGCUGUGGAUGGUCAGGAAGGUGGUUUCUGCUGAGUAGAAAUAACACUAGGAUAUUUGACCUUACUCAGACUGGCAUAGGAAAGUAGUAGUGUUCUCUGUUACAAAGACAGCUCAUUUUAGACUUCAGAGCAAACUGGUUGCCCCUAGAAACAAAUACCUGAGGUCAUUUUCCCAAGUGUUUAUUGCUAAUUCAAGGUCAGAGCUUGAAGCAACUUAAGUAGACAUAACUUUCUCAGCAAUGGACUUGGUGCACACUCCCAACCUCAAGGUUCAGCCUUUUAUUGUCUAAGUCCUGAAUUUCAAUGUCACUUUCUGUCUAGGAAAGAGCUUUGUGCACAGCCAAGUCGUUGUGACCUCCCUGGCCUGAGAAAAAAUGUGAUUUAUCUUGUGAGAAUGGGUCGGGCCCCGAAAACGUAAUGUAACUAUCCAGAGUUUGGCUGAGAGAGGAGGUAUAUGGAGCUGUGCAGAGAACUGCUGUGUAAAGCACUGGGCAGAGGUAUGUGUGUGUGUGUAUACACGCGUGUGUGCGCUUAGGGGUGUAGCUAAAUGAGCAGAGAGACAAGUAUGAGGGAGGAGGUGAGAUGAGAGACAUGGCCUCGUUGAGAAUGCAACUGAAACAGAUGUAACUGUGGAGAUGCGGAAGGUAGACGGGGAAAGAGAUGGAUGAUGUGCAGGGGAGAGAGGCAGUAAAGAGAGCUGUAACUAUGUAAAGAGAUGUAACUGUAGAGAAAUGGUCAAGAAAGUAUUUAAAUUGAAGUAAAAGAGAAGGUUACCAUCAAGAAAGUGUGUGCUUGUUUCUUUUUUCUUAAGUUAUCAUCAGAAAUUGUAUGUUUCUUUAUUUACUCUCAGAUAGAAAAAGUCUAGCCCAAAGAUAGAGAAGAAAUAUUUCCUCAGUCCCUCACUGAUCUGAGAAGGCUUUCUUUUUGCUCCCCUGGGUGCAGUUCUUGGAGCUGGCCUCCCAGUCUGAAACACACCUGUACAUCUUCCACACCCAUUUUUUAAGGUUUAUUUUAUUAUGUAUAUGUGUGUCAAUAUGGAUACUGUGUGUGAAUACAUGUACCAGCAAAGAUCAGAUCCCCUGGAGCUGGCAUCCCAGGGGUUUUUGAGGAGCUCAGUGUGGGUGCUAGGAACGAAAGUUGGGUUCUCCACAACAGCAUAAGCACUUUCAACUCCUGAGUUAUUUCUUCAGCCCCCAACCUGUUCUCUUCACUGGGGGAUUCGAGACAGGGCUCGAACCGUGAGCCUCAGCCCUAGCCCCUCACUGUGGGGGGGGCACUCAUCACAAUGGCAGGAGCAUGUUGGAGAGAAAACCGUAUGGCGUACUAGUUAACUUUCCAUCACUAUGACCAAAGACCGUGUACACUGUGUAGACAGCUGAGGAAGAAGGGUUUCUUCUGGCUCCUUCACAGCGAUUGCAGUCUGUCCUGUGGAAUGAACAAGGUAGACCAAGAGAAACAGAGAAGGGUCUGAUACCCUGCUAGCUUUCUCAUUGUAUUCAUCC